Messenger RNA from Symbiodinium sp. CCMP2592, 705 nucleotides. The record is from the annotation of a GenBank genome assembly. Lineage: Eukaryota; Dinophyceae; Suessiales; Symbiodiniaceae.
AUGAUCGCCCUCCGCCUGAUUACCGCGUCCACACUUCUUACGGCUGCCUUGGCGUACAGCGCAUAUGGCUUUCCUGGUUACAGGUCUUCCGGCUACGGUUUCGAGCCUUUCCACCAAUUCGGUGGCUUUGGGUCUCAUCGGGCAUGGCCCUACCACGAGGAAGCCUACCGUCCCCCCUGCCCGCAAUACAAGCCGAUGGAGCUGGGCGAUUGGGAAGAGGCCAUAACACCCUCUGGAGGUGCCUACCAGCUUUCCGUCAAGCUCCCUGGGGUUCACCCUCAGAGCCGCUUGGUGGAGCUCAUGGAAGCUGGACGAGGAGUGCACAUCAGUGGCUACAGACAGGUGCCUACGAGGGGACGCGUGCGAGCUUUGGAGUGCCUUCCUGACGACGCGCGACUCAGCCGUGAUGGACGCUACGAGAUCUUGGAGGCCAUAGUGCCAUUUCCGAAGGAUGCAGAUGCCUCCAAGGCAUCCGUCCGACACGGCCGACAGGGGCUGGAGAUCACCGCUCCUCUUCGUCGCGAUCCCGGUGUGAGGAGCUCCAGGCCUUCUGUGUCAUCGAAGCGAAUCGCAGCGGCUGAGCUUCAGAUGGCGCCGCGGACGGACGGCAUUGAGAUCACCGAGGAGGAGUAUCCUUACCCGGAGAAGGAUGCCGACGCAGCUGAAGGUUGGUUUGACAAUCGGAACGAGUUCCAGCUCUACUGA